Drosophila kikkawai is the source of this 1347-nucleotide messenger RNA. RefSeq names its product nuclear export factor 4 (gene nxf4). The record is from RefSeq and is a predicted model, not a curated record. Lineage: Eukaryota; Metazoa; Arthropoda; Insecta; Diptera; Drosophilidae. Gene Ontology annotation, cellular component: nucleus. Gene Ontology annotation, biological process: poly(A)+ mRNA export from nucleus. Gene Ontology annotation, molecular function: protein binding; RNA binding.
CAUAGCAAUUUCAGUCAAGCUGCCCUUCAGUUUUUGUACUGUUAUAACAAAUUACUUUUCAAUCAGUAUUUCUAUAGUAGGAAGUGUGUUUUUCUAACCAAGUUAUACUCAAAUUUUCAAGUUGCCGUUCAGUGCCGUUUAUAUUUAAAAAAUUUAUUUACUUUUCAAUCAGUCUUGCUUUCAAAGAGCGCUUUUCUAACCCAUUUAUACUCAAAUUUUCUAGGAUUUUCUAUUAGUGACUAUGGCUAGUACACCGCGGCAUAGCGGCAGUGAAGGUCCUCUAUGUCACUCCACACCGAAGUCUGAGGAGGUGGAGGAAUCCGAACGUGUGGGGCAAGUUACCAGCCUGCCCGUCAGUACACAUGGAUGGUAUCGUGUGUUGGUAUUCAGCAAGGAUCAUUUGGGUGUUAACCGCGUCCUGCGAAGCAUUCGGAGGAAGAUAACACCACUGAUGCUGAAGCCCCAUUAUCUGCACUCUGGCGGGGAGUUUGAUGCGGCGGAAGACGCUGGCGCUCUCUUCACCUUCUACGUCAAUGGGUAUGCCGUGGCUAGUGCCCUGUUCCGACUCGACAGACUGAAUAGUCGCCUGUGGCUGAGGGUCAACCACCGGAUGCCCGUUAUUCAGUACGAUGCUGCUCACAAAAGGGCCCUGAAGCAGGCUAUUAUGGCCAGAUAUGAUCCCAGAAAGCGGAGCUUAGACCUAACUCUGUUUCACUACGACGGAAUCUUGCAGGGAAUGUUCUUCGCCCUGGCCAAUCCCCACUGCAUGAGUUCGGUGCUGGGGAUCUUGGCGCGCGAGAUGCCAGAGUUAGAGCACCUUUGGCUAGACCGGAAUCAUCUGAGCCACCUUCAACCGUUCUGGCAUGUGGAGCGCCGGUUGCCACGACUGCAGUCGAUCUCUCUUGAGAACAACGAUCUGAAUAGCGUGGCUUUGUUGCGGGUUCUGCAGUUCCUUCCGCUUGUCGAGUUGAAUUUGAGGCGCAAUCUUCUGCCGCCUGGCUACGAAAUCGACGUCCUGUAUAUGUGGCCGAGGCUGCAGAAGCUCAACGAAGUCAUUUUGCCAGCCGGGAUCGGGAUACAUUUGCGGUGUCAUUGUGCUCCCGUUUUAAUACAAAAGGUCUCCCAAGAGACUGGAAUGAAUUGGGAGUGGAGUUCAAAAUUCCUAGAGUUGAAUAAUUGUAACUACGCCCAGACCAUUAGCAGUUUCCACAGAAUGCUUAACCUUGGAUACAUUUCCCACAAGGGUUUUUUUAAAAAUUGUUAUUAAUUUAUACUAAUUGUAAAAGGUAUUUAUAAAAUAUUUGUAAAAGUAAUAUAAUCUCAACUAUGCUGAGAAUUAUUUCUAUC